Molecule: messenger RNA, 3132 nt
Organism: Anolis sagrei ordinatus
Lineage: Eukaryota; Metazoa; Chordata; Lepidosauria; Squamata; Anolidae
Gene: KCTD7
Product: potassium channel tetramerization domain containing 7
Biological process (GO): positive regulation of transporter activity; protein homooligomerization; membrane hyperpolarization
Cellular component (GO): plasma membrane
Molecular function (GO): protein binding
Source: RefSeq, a predicted model, not a curated record
UUCACUCACUCGCGGAGAUACCCGGAUGAUGGGCGACCGAAGGAGGCUGAAAGGCGGCUGCCAAGUGCAGCAAUAGCGUUCCCGCUCCUCUAGGAAGCGGAAGCGGCCGUUUCCUCCCGAGUCGGAACGAGAAGGAGAAGCAGGCCGACUCCCAUCGGACGGACGAUCCUUGUUUGUGAUGCUCACGUCGUGGCCUGAUCCGCGCGGCCAUGUCUCCUGAUGAGCCGGCCACCGACUGAGGAAGACUAGCCUCAGCCAGCUCUGCAUCCUCUUCCCAAUCCAGAGUCUCAGCCAAUUCAACAUACCGGUACGUUGUAGCAGCCACGAAAACAAAGUUUCCAGAGUAGAACAACUACUUUCAAAGCAGGCCCCACAGAGCUAGCGGCAUGGUGGUAGUCACAGGGCAGAACAAAGCCAGCGGACGCCCCUCCGCCGGUGGUGCCAUGUCCAGCUCCGAGGCUGAGGAGGACUUCCAGGAGCCGGCCACCCCGACAGCCACCCAACCCCAACACCCCCUGCCCCUCCUGCCCCAACAGUUCCCGGAGGUGGUGGCGCUGAACGUGGGGGGCGUGCCCUUUGCCACCCGACUGUCGACGCUGCGGCGCCACGAGGACACCAUGCUGUGGGCCAUGUUCAGCGGACGCCACUACAUCCCCACCGACGCAGAGGGCAGAUACUUCAUCGACCGCGAUGGGACCUACUUCGGGGAUGUGCUGAACUUCCUGCGUUCAGGGGACUUGCCUCCGCGGGAGCGCGUGCGCUCGGUCUACAAGGAAGCCCAGUACUAUUCCAUCGGCCCGCUGCUUGAGAGCCUGGAAGAGCUGCAGCCCCUGAAGGGGGAGAAGGUGCGCCAGGCCUUCUUGGGACUCAUGCCCUACUACAAAGACCACCUAGAGCGCAUUGUGGAGAUUGCCAAGCUGCGGGCGAUGCAGCGCAAGGCCCGCUUUGCCAAGCUGAAGGUGUGCGUCUUCAAGGAGGAGAUGCCGGUGACGCCUUAUGAGUGCCCGCUCUUCAACUCGCUGCGCUUUGAGCGAGGAGGGGACGCUGGCGGUGGGGAUGGCGGGGGCCCCCUCUUUGAGCACCACUGCGAGGUGGACGUUUCCUUCGGCCCCUGGGAGGCCGUUGCUGACGUCUACGACCUGCUCCACUGCAUCGUGACUGACCUCUCCGCCCGCGGCAUCGCCGUCGACCACCAGUGCAUCGGGGUCUGCGACAAGCACCUGGUCAACCACUACUACUGCAAGCGGCCCAUCUACGAAUUCAAGAUCACGUGGUGGUGAGGAUGACACCGAGGAUGCCAUCUUGGGAAACACAGACACGCUAUGCACCAACGCACCUGCGCCGCCGGGAAAGAAACCUACGGGAGCCUCUUUGGUGCUUUCCGGAGGGAGAACACGUGCACUUCUCCUCAUUGCCUUGCGCUCGCCCCUCGCCUUCACCACAGGGUCUUCUGCGUCCGAACCGCUUUGUUCAGCCUCCGCAGACAGGAAGUCAUACAUUUUUAACACAAAAGAGGAGGAACUUGUGGACGAUCACAUCCUGGACCUUGCGUAUUAUGUUUUAUGUCUUAUGGCCGUGACGGACCAGUGCAUUCUGGGAGCGUCAAGACCGAAAUGAAGGAGCCAUGGGCAAUUCGAUAUGCAAAUUGCAUUUUUGUUUCCCUUCUUGUCUCUUUUCUUUCUUUCUUCUCACCGUCCUUUCUUCGUCUUCCCUUUUUUCUUCUUUCUUUUCAUCCCUCUCCUUUCUCUUCCUUCCUUCCCUUUUUCUUUUGUUCUUUUCUUCCUCCUCCUUUGCUUUUUUGCAUACUUUCCCCUCUUUCUCUUCCAUGAUUUUUCUCUUUCCCUCCUUUUUUUGUCCAUUUUUUCUUUCUCUGUCUUUCCUCCCCUUUCCUUUUUCUUCCUUMUGACCCUUCUUUUUCUUUCUUCCUCCCCUCUUCUUUCCCCCCUUUCUUUCCUUUUCAUCCUUCCUUUCUUUCUUCCCUUGCUUUCCCUCAUAUACCUCCUUCCUUUCGUUUCUCAUUCCUCCUUUUUCUUCUCAUUCUUCCAUUCCUUAGUACCUUCUUUCUUCCAUUCUUUCCCUUUCUUUCUUUCCUCUUCUCAUAACCUUCCCCCCCUUUUAUUUCCUUCCUUCCCUCCUUUUUCACUUUUCUGUUUCUUUUCUGAYCCUUGAUUUUGUCUUUCAUUCUUUCCAUCUUCCCUUUCCCUCCUAGUMCCCCUUCCUUCCUUCUCACCUUCCUUCCUUUCUCUUCUUUUCUUCCUUCCUUYUUCCUCUUUCUUUCCUUCCCUCCCUUUGUACCUUUUCCUUUUUUAAUUCUUUCUUCCCUUUCUUCUUUAUUUCUUUCUUUAUUUAUUUCUUAUCUUCCUUCCCUUCAUACCUUUCCCUGUUUCCUUUCUCUUCUUUCCUUCUUUCUUCCUUUUUCUCCCCCCCCUUUCCUUCUUUCUUUUCCUUCCUUCCCUUCUUUUUCUUUCUUCCUCUUUCCCUUCUUUUUCCCUUUCUUUCUUAUUCUUUCCUCCCCUCCCUUCAUACCAUUCUCUUCCUUUCUCUUCCUACACUUUAUUUUUCUUUCUUCCUUUUUCUCUUCUUUAUUUCUUUCUCUAUCCUUCCUCCCCUCCCUUCAUCUUUUUCCCAUUCUUUUCUCUUCCUUCCUUUCCUUCUUUUUCAUUCUUCCCUUUCCCUUUCUUUUUUUCUUUCCUCCGCUACCUUCAUCUUUUCCCCUUUCCUUCUUUUCUUCCAUUUUUUUCUUUCUCCUCCCUCCUUUCUCUUCCUUUUUCUCGAAACCUUGCAAUUGUUUUAAGCAGACCAAUAGAGAAUGUUUUUUUCCAAGUUUUGGUCCAAAUCCUUCAAACCGUGCAGCUUGAUGUUUAUUUAUAUGAAGAAUUGAUAAAACUGCUCACUUGUAUAAGCUGACGACUGUUAUUUAUAUAAGUAUAAUUAUUUAACACUUUCACUAAUCAGAAUAAAUCCCAUAGGCUUCAGUGAGGCCUAGUCACCAAGAAAGUAUUAUUAUUAUUAUUAUUAUUAUUAUUAAUUUGGAAGUGAUAGAUGGUGAUAAAUCCAUUGAUUUGUCAAGAUAUAAAGUGUAUUUAAUUGCUUUGUGUCAGUGUCGUGCAAUAAAUCCUCUCACUCCAUGGA